This is a messenger RNA of Hemiscyllium ocellatum (epaulette shark), 853 nucleotides long. RefSeq names its product PCNA clamp associated factor (gene pclaf). Lineage: Eukaryota; Metazoa; Chordata; Chondrichthyes; Orectolobiformes; Hemiscylliidae. The transcript is spliced from 4 exons. Gene Ontology annotation, cellular component: nucleus. Gene Ontology annotation, biological process: regulation of cell cycle; translesion synthesis. Bases 124 to 480 code for a protein of 118 amino acids. Gene Ontology annotation, molecular function: chromatin binding. The record is from RefSeq and is a predicted model, not a curated record.
CGGCCAAUCGCGGGCCGCGAUUGGCCGAGGGGAGAAGGCGCGAGCCGGGGCGGCCGGUUUAAAAGGGGAGAGGCGGGAGUGGCGCGAGCCUGUGGCCCCGCUCUAACCACCCCCGUGACGAAGAUGGUCCGCACCAAGGCUGACAGCCCGUCCACCUCCACCGGCUCCUUUCGUAAAGCUGUUGCUGCCAGAGCGCCAAGGAAGGCACUUGGAUGUGCAAGUACAGCCAAUGUCUCCCUAACAUCUCCUGGAAAAAAGGAAAACAAAUAUGCUGGUGGGAACCCAGUAUGUCCAAGACCAACACCAAAGUGGCAGAAAGGGAUUGGAGAAUUCUUUGGUCCUUUCAAACAGCCUGGAAAGGAGAAUACAGAGCCCUCAGAUAUCAGCAGUAGCAGCAAGGCUGGAACAAGUAAAGCUCCAAGGAGGGCACGUGUUCUGCCUGAGGACUCUGCGGAAGCAGCUUCAGAUGAAGAGAACUGAAUACCACUUGCCCACACCACGUCUAAUACUUGAAUCGAUCUUCCUUGACGUGUAUAUUUGUAUAUAUGUCUAUUGCUAAGUAGUAUGGAUUUCUUAGUUGUCUUGUACAGAGUUAAAAUACCAUUAAAAGCCAUAACGAUGCAAUCAAUUUAAAAGCUACCAGUUGAAUAUUUUGGUCCAGGGCCAGUGAUCCUUGAGCAAAAUGAAACUACAUAAUUAUUUGUUUUAUUAAUCUUUUUGACCUAUACUUGUGUUGAUGGGUGGGGUUAGAAAUGAAACUUCAUGAACCAAGACCUAUAACCUAUCUUGUGAAUUUGCUGUAUUUUUACAAUUAUCUUUUAUAAUAAAUUUUUAAGCUGUGCCAAACUAUAAA